Messenger RNA from Onychostoma macrolepis, 2660 nucleotides. It is a transcript of the gene pth2ra, whose product is annotated as parathyroid hormone 2 receptor a. The transcript is spliced from 16 exons. The record is from RefSeq and is a predicted model, not a curated record. Gene Ontology annotation, biological process: cell surface receptor signaling pathway; adenylate cyclase-modulating G protein-coupled receptor signaling pathway. The coding region runs from base 22 to 1965 and encodes 647 amino acids. Gene Ontology annotation, molecular function: peptide hormone binding; parathyroid hormone receptor activity; G protein-coupled peptide receptor activity. NCBI's taxonomy places the organism in Eukaryota, Metazoa, Chordata, Actinopteri, Cypriniformes, Cyprinidae. Gene Ontology annotation, cellular component: plasma membrane.
AGAAAAUCUUCUUCCAGCUGGAUGCUACCAGACACUCAACCAAGGCGUACGGGGAGACGAGACAGGAUCAAUCCGGGGAGAGACACACACACUUCGAGGACGGAGCUCUAUGAAGAGAGGAGGACACAAGGUGGGAGAACACAGCAGAAAAGAAGAGCCUCAUUCACUUUCAUUGUGUGGAAAAGAGAUGCAAAAAUGAAUGACGAACAUCUAACAUUUGCUUUUUGUUCCACGGAGGAAAGAAAAUUACAGAUCAUGGUCGCUGGGGCGUGUGAGGAGAUACACAAAGUCUUAAGGGAAGAAGACUGCUUGUUAUCGCGACUAAAGCUUCACCUCAAAAACAUGAGGGAUUGUCUCCUGUGGAACUUCGCCAAAGUGAUUCUGUUCUGGACAUUAACUGAUGCUCAGGCAGGUGAAGAUGAGAUUACAGCUGAAGAACAGGUGCAGAGGCUGCUGGAUGCAAAGCUGCGGUGUCUACAGAAGGUCUCCACAGACGACCCUGCUGUUGGUGUGUGUGUCCCAGAGUGGGAUGGUCUGAUAUGUUGGCCACAAGGCUUCCCUGGAACUCUGACCAAGACCCCCUGCCCCAGAUACAUCUAUGACUUCAACCAUGCAGGACAUGCUUACAGGAGGUGUGACUCUAAUGGUUCUUGGGUGCUUGCAGAAAGCUCAAACAAGACCUGGGUCAACUACACUGAAUGCAUCAAAUCCCCAGAACCCAACAAAAAGAGACAGGUCUUUUUUGAAAGGCUGCACAUCAUGUACACAGUGGGCUAUGCAGUUUCCUUCAGCUCUCUUCUAGUGGCUAUCUUUAUUAUUGGAUACUUCAGGCGUCUCCACUGCACCAGGAACUACAUUCACAUGCACCUGUUUGUUUCCUUCAUGCUGCGUGCCGUCAGCAUCUUUGUGAAGGAUCACGUUGUGCACACUAGUGCUGGGCUGCAGGAAUUUGAUGCUGUGCUUAUGAAUAACUUCACUAAUGCUGUGGAUGUGGCACCAGUGGACACUUCACAGUAUAUGGGUUGUAAAGUGACUGUCUUGCUGUUCAUCUAUUUCCUGGCUACAAACUACUACUGGAUCCUGGUGGAAGGCUUAUACCUGCACAGUCUCAUCUUCAUGGCCUUCUUGUCUGACUCUAAGUACCUGUGGGGCUUCACUUUGAUCGGGUGGGGUGUUCCCGCUGUUUUUGUUGCAGCUUGGGCAGUUGUGAGGGCAACGCUGGCAGAUGCAAGAUGCUGGGAGCUGAGUGCAGGAAACAUCAAAUGGAUCUACCAGGUCCCCAUUCUCACAGCCAUUGGGCUGAACUUCAUCCUGUUUGUGAAUAUUGUGAGGGUUCUCGCCACCAAGAUCCGCGAGACCAACGCAGGCAGAUAUGACACACGGAAACAGUACAGGAAGCUUGCCAAAUCCACGCUUGUGUUGGUGUUUGUGUUUGGAGUGCACUACAUUGUGUUUGUUGGGAUGCCGCACACAUUCGAAGGUCUUGGCUGGGAGGUGCGGAUGUAUUGUGAGCUGUUCUUCAAUUCUUUCCAGGGUUUCUUUGUGUCUAUCAUCUACUGCUACUGUAAUGGAGAGGUCCAGACCGAGAUCAAGAAAACAUGGACACGAUGGAACCUAGCGUUCAAUUGGAAGGGCCCAGUGGUGUGUGGGAGCUACCGCUACGGCUCUGUGUUGACGGGCCUUAACAACAGCACCAGCAGUCAGUCCCAGCUGGCUACCGGCGGCCCGGGCACCCGCUCCACCACGCUCUUCUCCAGCCGAGUCUACCGCAGCAGCGGGGGGCCAACUAUCAAUGCCCAUGCCACACUGCCAGGCUAUGUGCUCAAUUCGGAUGCUGACAGCUUGCCACCAUCCAUACCCGAGGAGCCAGAGGACAGUGCAAAGCAGGUCGAUGACAUCCUGCUAAAAGAGUCUCUGCCCACAAGGUCCAGCAGCGGCCUGGAGGACGACGAGGAAACUCUGUAGAUCAGGGGUGCCCAACCCUGCAGAGUUCAGCUCCAACCCUGAGGUUUUACAGAAUUACAGACAGAUGUGUUUGAUCAGGGUUGGAACUGAACUCUGCAGGAAGGUAGAUCUCCAGGAACAAGGUUGGGCACCCCUGCUGUAGAUAAUGGUGCAGUGAUAGUCAGCUAAAUUAGGUGUAAUAGCACACAGGGAAUUUGUUGAAGAGCAAAAAUGACAGUUCAUCACCUGCAGCACACAGUACGUUGGGUGCCAACAGCACCUCUACAACGAACACUUCCUGUUCGAGCUCUGACACAUAGCUUGUUUUUGACACAAUGUCAUGUGCAGACAGAUUGAUAUGUUCAUGGCAAGAUAUCGCCACUCAUCACUAUAAAUGCUGAUGGAUAAAAUUUCUGGUUGCUUCAUGCAGUUCUUAAACUGCCAGCUGGACAAUGUGAAUGCUGGAGUUUUCUUUUCUUUUUUCAAUUGCAAUGCCAACUAUUUAUUUUUGAAAACUGGUUUCAUUUGCUUAGAACCAUGAUGUCAUCAAGAUUUUAGUCAAAAGCAUGACUUCCAGACAUUUGUGUAGACCAUGGAAGCAACACUCAGGAUAACUGAUAUUUAUUAAGGACUAUUGAAUGUUACUGAGGCUUCCAUCGCCCUUAUUGUAGUAUUCCAUUUCAGAGGGAAAAAAUUAUAAUUUAAUAAAAUUUAUU